Messenger RNA from Gossypium raimondii (Peruvian cotton), 1087 nucleotides. Its product is annotated as ethylene-responsive transcription factor ERF084. Gene Ontology annotation, molecular function: DNA-binding transcription factor activity; DNA binding. NCBI's taxonomy places the organism in Eukaryota, Viridiplantae, Streptophyta, Magnoliopsida, Malvales, Malvaceae. The transcript has a single exon. The record is from RefSeq and is a predicted model, not a curated record. Bases 4 to 873 code for a protein of 289 amino acids. Gene Ontology annotation, biological process: regulation of DNA-templated transcription.
UCUAUGAAUGAGUUUCUCGUCCUUCGUCUACUUCCCCAUUCAGUUCAGCUCUUAACAAUGCAAAGUCCCGCCAUUGUUAGUACUUUAAAAGCUUCUGAAACAACUGAGACGCCAUGCCUUUAUAACCUUAUUGCUUGUUCUUCUCAUUCUUCAACCAUAGCUCCCACCCAGUUUUACAGGCUAAGCUAUCCACCCUUUUACACUGAAUUCUCCGAUUCCGGAAAUGGAAUCGGAACAUAUCCGGAAACACAGCCUGUUCUUGAUGGGAUAGCUGCUGUGGUUGGCCAACACGUCCUCUUCGGUACUAAAACCAACCCCACCACCUCAAACAGCCAAGGCGACGGUGAUAGAGCGAGCACGGAAGAGACGUCGAGUUUCGUUUCGGCGUCGCAUCGCUUCGGUUCUAACAAGAGAAAUGUCAAUGCCGCUGCUGCUUCGAUGCAAAAAAGCUAUAGAGGUGUGAGAAAGAGGCCAUGGGGGAGGUGGUCAGCGGAAAUACGCGACCGUAUCGGGCGGUGCAGGCACUGGUUAGGCACGUUUGACACGGCUGAGGAGGCUGCACGUGCGUAUGACACGGCGGCGAGGCGGUUGAGAGGGUCAAAAGCGAAGACCAACUUCGAAAUUCCAUCUACCUUACGCCUCUCCUCACCCUGUAGUACAUCAUCUUCAUCUACGGAAGCAAAGAAGAAGGUGAAAAGCAAAGGUAAUAAAACCCAAAGGAAAUGCGAGGUGGUUACCUCCGUGGCUCAUUUGUUCAGUUCCGGCGGAAAUGAAGGGAAAGGGAGCGAAGAGUUGGAGUUGAAGUUGGGCAUGGGGCUUAAUAACAAACCUGCUAUGCCGUCAAAUGAUGUUGGUUCAGUGAAUCAUUACUAGUUUGCUUGCUGCAUGGGAAGUUGAACUUUUUGUGUUUUGCAUGUAUAUGCACUGAAUCAAAGAAAAAAGGGCUUUCGUUGCCUGUAAAAACUCCAUGUACAUAGAAAGAAACUGACAGUAUUGUAGUAAACUAAUGCUUUCUGCAUGUUUGAAUGCUUUACUUUAGUUAUUGGGUUUGUCAGCAAUGGUGUUGAGGCAGAUACCGUCAUGGUUG